AUGAUAGGAAAUAAAUAUAACAGCGUUAUUGAAGGCAAGUUGUAGGAGAAUCUCUCUCUUAGAAACAUCAAGGAUGGAUGGAAAGAAAUAAAGAAAGGAAAUGAUGUCCAUUUAUAUACAACAAAAUACUAAAAUUUUGAUGUUAAGUUGGCUAAAAUCGAAGCUACUGCUCCAGUCAAUAUUGAAAAGGCUUCAGCAUACUAUUUUGAUAAUCUAGAUGGCUAAAAAUAAUGUAGAGAUAUGUGUGAUAAAUUGAUCAAGCUAGAAAUAGUAGAUUAAGAUACUGUCGUAACCCUUUUCAAAACCAAGAGUAAAUUCCUUGUAAGUUCUAGAGAAGUUGUUGGAAUUUAACACAGAAGAAAGCUAAAUGAAAGUGAAUACUUAAUCACAAGAGAUUGCAUCGAAGAACAUCCUAAUGCACCUAAAUCAAAAGAUGUAGUAAGAGCUGAAGGAAAGUUCUAUGCAAUUUUCUUAACAAAAAUUAAUGAUAAUACAACUAAAUUUGAGAUGUACAUGUUAUUAGAUCCUAAAGGAAGUAUUCCUACUUCAGUAGUUAACUCUUUAAUAGAAGAAUAACAUGAAACAGUUAUAAAAGAUAUUGAAAUUAUUAAAAAAAUGUGA
Messenger RNA from Tetrahymena thermophila SB210, 621 nucleotides. Its product is annotated as START domain protein. The record is from RefSeq and is a predicted model, not a curated record. Lineage: Eukaryota; Ciliophora; Oligohymenophorea; Hymenostomatida; Tetrahymenidae. The transcript has a single exon. Gene Ontology annotation, molecular function: lipid binding.